AUGAGGAUUAUUGCUAAAUCCGAGGACGACUACCGUAAGAUCGUUCGCCUAUUCCGAGAGGAAGAAGUGCUCCAUCACACUUUUCCUCUCCCUUCGGAACGGAACAUCCAUGCGGUGGUUCGAGGAGUUCCCGUCAACUUUUCGGAUACUGAGAUUAAGGGAGAACUGGAGCAGAGGGGAUAUAGCCCUCUUCAUAUCAUUCUAUUGAAGCGCAGCGGCGGCGCGCCAUGCCUUUGGUGGUGGUGA
Molecule: messenger RNA, 246 nt
Organism: Acanthoscelides obtectus
Lineage: Eukaryota; Metazoa; Arthropoda; Insecta; Coleoptera; Chrysomelidae
Source: the annotation of a GenBank genome assembly